UGCGAGGGCGAGUGCGACCCUAUCAGGUGAAUCUGUGCUGGCUGUUGCCUGAUGAUGACGGUGGCCUGCCCGUCCAGUCCUACCGUCUGGAGGUUCAACUCGCUCACCUACCUCCCUCUGAAUUGCUUUGUCAGUUUGGGGCAACUCACUACGCCACUGAUGCCUCCUCCGCCGCCACCAAUGCCCCAGCAGAUACGGAGCUGGGACAGGCAACUCAAGUCCCCAUUUGUUGGCCAUGGGUAAUCGGUAAGAGCCUAUCUGCUCGCUUCGUGUACUUUUCUUAA
Dibothriocephalus latus is the source of this 284-nucleotide messenger RNA. NCBI's taxonomy places the organism in Eukaryota, Metazoa, Platyhelminthes, Cestoda, Diphyllobothriidea, Diphyllobothriidae. The record is from the annotation of a GenBank genome assembly.